UAUUUAUACUUUUGCCAAAUAUGCAUUCUUUUAUAUUCUUGUUUUCCGCCCUAUGUUCACUUUAUUCACCAUCCUUUGUUGAAUCCACUAAAAACCCUAGUGGCUUUGAAGUUGAACUUAUUCAUCAUGAUUCACCAUUGUCACCCUUUUACAACUCUUCCCUAACCUCAUCCGAGCUAAUCACAAAUGCGGCCUUGCGCUCUAUUUCACGUUCCAAACGACUUUCCCUUUUUCAAAAUAACGAGUUAAACGAAUCGCCAGAAUCUAUUAUAAUUCCAAAUGGUGGUGAUUACCUCAUGAAAAUCUAUAUAGGAACCCCACCUGUUGAAAGGCUUGCUGUUGCAGACACAGGGAGUGACCUUAUUUGGGUACAAUGUUCCCCUUGUCAAAAUUGUUUUCCACAAGACACUCCUUAUUAUGAUCCAAAUAAAUCUUCCACUUUCAUGGGUUUGUCAUGUGACUCACAAUCUUGCUCAUUACUCCCACAUAGAUGUGGAGAAUCAAAUAAGUGUGAGUAUUUUUACACUUAUGGUGAUAAAUCUUACACCAUUGGAGAUUUGGGUACUGAUUCCAUCAACUUUGGAGAAAAAGAUGUUACAUUUCCUAAAUCAAUUUUUGGAUGUGGACAUCAAAAUGAUGUCACAUUUAAAAGAAGCCGAAAAGCUACGGGUCUUGUUGGUCUUGGAGCAGGACCACUAUCACUAGUUUCACAACUAGGUGACUCAAUUGGUCACAAAUUCUCCUAUUGUUUGGUUCCUCCAAGUUUAAACUCAAUUAGCAAAAUGAAAUUUGGAGAUGAAGCAAUUAUAAAAGAUAAUGGCGUUGUGUCUACUCCCCUCAUAAUCAAAUCUUCAAAUCCUUCUUAUUACUUCCUCAAUCUCGAAGGCAUCACCAUCGGACAAAAAACUGUUGAGACAGGUCGAACCGAUGGUAACAUAAUCAUUGAUUCAGGGACAACAUUGACGUAUCUUGAACAAAACUUUUACAAUGAUUUGGUAGCUUCCUUAAAGGGAGUUAUUGGUGUUGAGGAAGUGAAAGAUCCUCCAUCCCCAUAUACCUUUUGCUUCACCUUUGGAGAUAUAACAAAGUUCCCUAAUUUUGUGUUUCAUUUUACGAGAGCUGAUGUUACCCUUAAACCUCAGAACUUAGUUGUUGAGCUUGGCAACCACUCGUAUUGCUUGUUUGUCGUACCAAAUAAAGGUAUUUCCAUCUUUGGAAAUAGAGCACAAUUUAAUUUUUUAGUUGGGUACGAUCUCAAAGGAAAAACAGUUUCCUUUUCUCCAACUGAUUGUUCCAAGACCUAAGUUUCCAAUUACUAUUUUUUGAAAUAAAGCUAUUAAAUGUGGUUUAUCGAUGGUGAUUGUAAUGAGCAUGAGUCCAAAAAAUAGAGACCAUCACAACCGUCUUCUAUGUACUUUUUUCUUUGGCAUCGUUAUUGUAAGUUGUAACAGUAUUGAAUAAUUGAACCAAAAGGUUUUUGAAGAUAACUUGAUAUAGCACGUGGACAUUAUACAUACAAUAUUUUGGAUCAAUUAAUAUCAAUAUAGGAUUGUAUUAGUUUUA
Messenger RNA from Medicago truncatula (barrel medic), 1563 nucleotides. RefSeq names its product aspartic proteinase CDR1. Gene Ontology annotation, biological process: proteolysis. Gene Ontology annotation, molecular function: aspartic-type endopeptidase activity. Lineage: Eukaryota; Viridiplantae; Streptophyta; Magnoliopsida; Fabales; Fabaceae. The coding region runs from base 21 to 1304 and encodes 427 amino acids. Gene Ontology annotation, cellular component: extracellular region. The transcript has a single exon. The record is from RefSeq and is a predicted model, not a curated record.